This is a messenger RNA of Linum trigynum, 3597 nucleotides long. The record is from the annotation of a GenBank genome assembly. NCBI's taxonomy places the organism in Eukaryota, Viridiplantae, Streptophyta, Magnoliopsida, Malpighiales, Linaceae.
ACCAGACUGGCCGAGGAAGUCGAUGUGUGCACUGUGCAGACAGCUACGCGAGCGUCGAAUGAGAACGAGAACGAGAACAGGUCCAGCCCAGACGAAGUGAUCCGUUUGAAUUCUUGCUGUUGGGCUGGGCCGGGGCCUACCAGGGACCAUGAUAUUUUUUUUUUAGAGACCGACAAGGAAAAAGGAAGUCUCUUCCUGCAAGGACUUGGAAUUUAUUUAUUUAGUAUAGUAUAUAAAUCAAUCGAACCGCUGCUCUCCCACAACACUCAGCAAGCAAGCAAGCUAGGCGCUAGCAAUCUUUCUUUCCUGGUCUCUGCGCGUGUGGCCAUGGACACUCUGAAGUCCCGUCUCAGUUUUAUUUUAUGCAUGUUAUAUUUGGCGGUAGGGAUUUUGCUCCGACUAUUGAAGGAUGAGCCUUCAAUAGCUAUAAUGGUCAAGGCAUGGCUUGCGAUAUGGGCUUGGCGGAAACUGGAUCGUCUCCUCCGCAAUAAGUACGGGCUGGGUUUGGUCGAUCUGUUGAGGAAUUCUUUUGACGGAGCUGAGAGGAGCUUGAUUCCGCUGUUGCACGACUAUCCCAUCAUACUUCCCGCGCUGCUUGCGUUAUGGGCUUGGCAGGCCCUGGGCUUGAGCUCUUUCUUCAUUAUGCUUGUUUUCGUCUUCCUUUUACGUUCUUGAUCCAUUCUCGUCUUUGGUUGUUUUUUUUUUCUUCCUCCCAUUCCAGCUUAAGAGACAAGGUAACUGUGGUUGUUGGACAUUGAAAUAUUAUAAUAUAAUAAUAAUAAUAUAUUUAAUGCAGUCUUUGCCUUUUGUUGGUUGUUGAUGCUAUCUAUGUAACAUAGGAAGAGCUUCUUUGAUGGUCGCACAAGGAAAGUUCAUACAUAGGCUUAUUGAUUAAAAACUCAGUACCGGUUGAACCACAAAAUAUCGUUUUCGGGCUCAAAUUCGAAACCGUACAAGCAGCCGUGAUAAAAAACGUCUACGUCAACCCUGUUAGCUUCAUUAUACUAAAAUCCUUAUCCUGAAUUUUUAUUAGGUUUAAGAAAUAGUAAUACCCUAAUCAUCAUUAACCACCUAUUAACCACUAACUUUCUAUUAACUACUUAAAUUACUCUUAAGCCAAUAAAAAUUACUUAAACAUACUCCUAAAUUUGUAGCAGUGGCACCAAUUGUCAUGUUUUACGAGUUUCUAGAUCUACUAGGAAUCAAACUCGAUAUUCUAUCUAGCCGAUCUUGGUUUACAAUUAACUCUACUAUUGCACUACUUAAAAACGCAACUUAAACUAGCAAAUAAGGCAAUCAAAGUAAAUGAGGGGUUUCUAGAGUGGGAAGACUCGUUUGGUCCAAGAAUCCCUAUAGCUAGCUAUGGGUUAAAUCAAGAUUAUUUUUGGAUCUUGUUCUACUCUUCAAUCUUUGAUCCUUCCCUUCAUUUUCCCCCCAUUUGGGCUUUAAUUGGGGAAAAUCUCUUCAAAACAUGGCGCAUCUUAUAUACCCAUACGUAGAAGGUGUUUCAGGUUCGUAAAACGGAGCUCUAUACUCUUGACACCCAAAAUGAUAUCACACUCCUCAAGUCCUUCAAAGUCAAACGACGGGCACGAAAGUUGACUUCUCAGGCUGUGAAACUUCUCACGGUAAUUAUGUUCACGGGACAUUAAACUCUGUGUGCCUUGCCUUGACAACUCUAUUUUCAAUGAUAUCGUCCAUGUCCAUGUAUUCUGGUGUCAAUUGAGGGGUCAUGUGUUUCGAAUAAAUCCUAAUACCUCUUAACCAGAUCCUGAUACCAUCAUUGAAGAUUUUUUUUUUUGUCAUCACCAGAUGAUAGAGAGGGUAAAAGAAUUAGGAGGAUCUAGACUCUAGAGAAGAAUCAUAAGGAGUAUUGUAAGAGAAAUUCGGGAGAGAUGCAGAUGAGUGGUCGACGACCUAUUGAGGGUGAGUGAGAUGAAAUUUUUUUAGGGUUACAAGGUUUAGAGGAAAUAUUUUGUAAUUAUUUUCUGUCUAUUUCUCUGAAAAUUUCAAAAUAGGAAAAAUUGCAAGGACUCUCCUCAUUAAGGCAAUGGAUCGUUUGUAAAAAAAAAAAAAAAAAAGAAGGUAAUAGAUCGACUUAGGGUAUCCCCUAACUGCUUUUCCCAACAUUAUUGCAGUUUUAAAAUUCUGUAAAUUUCUAAAGUCAAGUCCCGCCAAUUUCCUCACUGUCAUACAAGGGAGUCUCAACUCUCAACUUCACCAUUUUAGUUUGUUUUCCUUAAUCUUUUUGUUCCUACCAGAAAUUCAAUAUCAUUAUUUCGAUAUCCUAAGUAAUUUCGUCAAGGAUGUUAGAAACAUUAAUGUAAAACCGCUGAGUGUGAGGUUUAAUUUAAUUAUAUCUUGUUGAAACAAAAUGGUAGUAUAGUUAAAUCUGAGGUCUCAUCACCACGAGUGAUGAGGUAAGAUGAGCACCUGAGUUCGAAAUCCAACCUAUUGUAUGUUACUAAUAUGGAAAACAAAUCAUAAUUAAUAUUAUAGCAUCGCCAAAGAAGAUCUGGAAUGAGGAAGGUGUUAUUCCACCUAAUUAAUUAGUUAGAAAACCCUAAAAUCAACGAAGAAUAUAUAAAGGCGUGUGAGGAGGAGGACGAGGGGAAUCAUAUAUUGGAAACUGUAACAGCAGCAGCCUGGCAGUGACGAUUGACGUAACGAGCGAUUGUGAUUUGUUUUUGUGGGUGGGUGUUGAUAUUCCACGUAAGGAUUCUAUUCUCUCUAAUCCAAUCUAUCUUUCUUGCUCUACUAUUCUAUAUAUGAUUGUAGUAUAGGUUAUCCGAGGUAGUGAUUGUACGUAGUUUACUUAUCUGAUUCGUAUCAACACAUGGAAUACGUAGUUAGACAAAAAAAAAAAACACAUCGUGUUGACCAUAGAAGUGUGUUAGAGAGCUCGCAAACGUUAUCGAUAGAAUGUUUUCUGAAAAUGUUAUUAGGAGUGUGAGAACUGAAAUCAAAAUGCAGUGCGCGGUUAAUAACUAUGGUUACAUUAAAUUUCAAAGACUUGUUCAUUGCGUAACUUUAGUUAACCAACUAUCUCCUCUCUACCCGCUGCUCUGUUGCUGCAAUUCCUCUACUUCUGCUUAUUAUUUUCUGGUAAGCUUCACUUAACAUAACUCUUCUUCUCCAUCUUUCUAGUUUGACAAUAAGAUGCAUCUGAAAAUCCUUCAUACAAAAUCCUGUUAUGCUCAUGUGUUACUGUUCUAGCAAAUUCGUGUAAAAAUAGUAUGAUUGUGAGGGGGAAAUUGAAAUUCAGUGGUGUUUUGCUUUUUUUUUUUCUAUAGAAAAAGGCUGUUGUAGACUUUAUGUUUCUUUUUAUGUUUGGGCGGACUUUUCCCAACCUUCCGUGUCAAGUUGGGCUUCGAGAGGCCCAUAUUACCCAAUGAUUUUGUAUCAAUGAAAGCAGCCCUUACCCGAAAGUUCAUGAAGCGAAACAGGCCCAAGAUUUAAAUGUCAUAGCCGACCCAUUUAUUUACUUAUUUAAAAGAAGAUAAUUCAUCGAAUUAUUAUUAUAUAUGUUAUCAAAAUGAAAAUAUAUUUCUACAAAAAAAAAAAAUUAUUACAUUUUAAGAAAAUUUAGCAGAUAGG